This is a messenger RNA of Acytostelium subglobosum LB1, 981 nucleotides long. RefSeq lists its product as hypothetical. Lineage: Eukaryota; Evosea; Eumycetozoa; Acytosteliales; Acytosteliaceae. Bases 1 to 981 code for a protein of 326 amino acids. Gene Ontology annotation, molecular function: ATP binding; protein kinase activity. The transcript is spliced from 5 exons. The record is from RefSeq and is a predicted model, not a curated record. Gene Ontology annotation, biological process: protein phosphorylation.
AUGUGUGUCAACAUGAUAAAGUUUAUCAAGAAGAAUAUAUCAAGGAAGAAAGGUUCAAAAAUAGAAGACUACUACGAGUUUGGAAAUGAGAUAGGAAGAGGAGCAUUCUCAGUUGUUGGACUGGGUACACAUAAAGAGACAGGUGCUCAGGUGGCUAUAAAGGCUAUUGCCAAACAACAUGUUGCUGAGGCAGACAUGAAGCGAUUCACUACAGAGAUACAGAUUAUGAAGAAGUUAAAGCAUAAGAACAUUAUACAACUCAUAGAGGUGUUUGAUUCACCUGAAUAUCUAUAUCUAGUUCUAGAACUUGUAAGAGGAGGUGAACUAUUCGAUAGGAUUGUAGGAAAAGGACAGUACUCAGAGAAGGACGCUUGCAAUCUUGUUAGACAGAUCGUCUCUGCUGUAGAAUAUAUGCACCAACACGGUGUCUGUCACCGUGACCUGAAACCAGAGAACCUAUUAUGUUCUGCUGAGGAUGAACCAGAACAGUUUGUUCGAAUAGCAGACUUUGGAUUAUCCAAGAUAUUUGAAGGUGGAGAGGAACUAAAGACAGCUUGUGGUACUCCAGACUAUGUUGCGCCAGAGAUCUUGGAGUGCAAGGCAUAUGAUACAUCGGUGGACAUGUGGAGCAUUGGAGUGAUCACAUAUAUAUUGCUGUGCGGCUUUGCGCCGUUCUACGCCGACACACAUCACGAGCUAUUCCAAAAGAUAUUGGAUCUAGAGUACGACUUCCCAGAGCCAGAAUGGACGAAUGUCACCGAUCUCGCCAAAGACUUUAUAUCAAAGCUGUUGGUAAUCAAUCCAACAGAGAGGUGGACUGCCUCUCAGUGUAUGAAACAUCCAUGGCUGGCGGAGAACAAUGAGAAUAAGGAAUCCAAGACAUUGGACUCAGCGCUCAGUUCGAUGAAGGACUAUGUUAAGAAUAGAGAGUCUUCUGUCAAUGUUUUGAAGUCCAAGUCAACGCCAAAUCUUCAUCGAUAG